Molecule: messenger RNA, 1167 nt
Organism: Mycena indigotica
Lineage: Eukaryota; Fungi; Basidiomycota; Agaricomycetes; Agaricales; Mycenaceae
Exons: 16
Coding region: 1-1167 (388 amino acids)
Source: RefSeq, a predicted model, not a curated record
AUGCCCGGCCCUGGAGCCGAGCUCGUUUUAGGUCCGAUGCUGUUCGGCGUCCUGCUCAGCAUCGGCCUCUACGGCGUGAUGACAGCACAAAUGUUCGCGUAUUACCAACGCUUCCCCAACGAUUUUCGCUGGAUCCGCCUGUUCAUGCUGUACCUCUUCCUCGCGGAGACCGCCGUCGUCGUCGCGGAGGUGGGGAUCAUCUACCAGCCGCUCAUCCAGGAGUUCGGAUCGCCGCUGGCGCUGCAGAACCGCCCUGCGUGUACGUCUUUCCGCUCUCCGUACGGCGGUCUCCGGUUUCGGCUCGUCUGCUUACACGCCAAACUUGCAGAUUCGCUCUUGAUCAUCCUCGUCUCCACCCCGAUCCAGCUAUUCACCGCGUGGCGGAUCAAAGUGAUAACCCACUCGUACAUCCUCCCGUCAAUCAUCUCCCUCUUCGCCAUCGCGUCCUUCGCCUCGGGCCUCGUCCUAUCGGCAAACGUCUUCGCGCACGCGCACUUCCGCGACUUCCCCGCGUUCGCGACGGAGGCGAUCACGUGGCUCGUCGCGACGGCGGCGUGCGACGUGCUGGUCGCGGUGGGGAUGACGCAUGCGCUGUUGACAAGGAGGACGGGGUUCGGCGGGGUGGACGGGCAGAUUAACCGGAUUGUGAGGAUGACGAUCGAGACGGGCGCGGUGACGGCGGUCGCGGCGAUCGCGGAUAUCCUCCUGGCGUCGUUCGUCCCCGGCACAACCAACUUUAUCGUCGACUUCCCGCUCUCGAUGCUGUACACGUGCUCCGUCCUCGCAAUGCUCAACUCGCGCACGCCGCGCAGCGGCAAGAACAGCAGCAGCAGCAGCGGCCCGCAGAUGCUGCCCUCGCCCGCGACGUCGCGCACCGGCGCCGGCGGGGCGGCGAGGUGGCACACGCAGCUCGCGCCGACGAUGCACCUGUCCCGCUCGCCCCGGCCGACCGUCCGGCGCGUGACGGCGGGGUACACCAGCCCCGGGCCCACGCUCGACAUCGCGCGCAGCCCGGAGUCCGCCGAGUGGCCAUGGUACGGCAUGACGAGUGCGAACAAGCCGGCCGACGCGUUCGCGAUGCAGCCGCUGGCCCGCGAGUCGGCGCCGGCCGGGCCACAGAAGGUGGCCGUGCCGGUGCCGAGGCCGGCGGAGCCGCAUUUCUUCUGA